Messenger RNA from Closterium sp. NIES-67, 1812 nucleotides. The record is from the annotation of a GenBank genome assembly. Lineage: Eukaryota; Viridiplantae; Streptophyta; Zygnematophyceae; Desmidiales; Closteriaceae.
CAGCCAACAAACGUUGUCGCCGUGGAGCCGUGGUACCACUAAAGAGAGCUGCUCUAGGGCUUUCCUGUACCGUUCUUCCUAGAACCUUGAUAUGCUGACGCGUUUGAAGGGCAUUUAGUCUAGACUGUUUCAUGUCGCUGCUGCGACCACAGGUGGCGAGGCCACUUUGGCGAAAAGUAUCCCUCGAAGCGUGGAACCGAACAGAAUAGUAACCGACAAUGCGGUCGAGUGCCAUGUCAGCUCCGCGCUUCCCCCCGCUCCUCAACCGUCCGCCGCUCCCGCUCAUCGUCGGCGCGCUCUUCGCGCUGCUGCUGCUGGGACUCUACCUCUCCUCUCCGCCUACCCCCUCGCUACCGACAAACAUCCCCGCCCAUGACAGGCUGGCCAACUUCCGCCCAGUCAGCGAGGUGCGGUGGGCCAUCAUAGGGUGUGGCGACGUCACAGAGAAAAAGUCCGGGCCCGCGCUGUCGCUGAUUCCCUACUCUCGCCUCGUCAUGGUCAUGCGGCGAAACGGCAGCCUGGCUCAAGACUACGCUGAAAGACACAAGGUGGCCAGAUGGUCCACGAGUGCGGAGGAGACGAUCAACCAUCCCGAUGUCAAUGCUGUUUACAUCGCUACUCCCCACCGCUACCAUGCACAGUAUGCCAUGAUGGCGGCGCAAGCAGGGAAGCCAGCCUACGUGGAGAAGCCAAUGGGAAUGAGCCACGUGGACAGCUCUGCCAUCCUCUCUGCCUUUCAGCGCGCCAAGCUGCCUCUCUUUGUCGCCUACUACCGCCGCGCCCUGCCCAACUUUCUAAGGAUCAAGGCCUUGCUGCAAUCGGGUGCCAUAGGCGACGUCCUCUCAGUGCAGGUGGUAUACCACCGGCCGCCCAACAAGUAUGACUACCAGUGGGCCAUCAGCGGGGUCCCGUCACAGAGAGAGCUGCAGACGAUGCUGCAAGAACAGCAGCAGCAGCAGCAGCAGCAGCAGGGAGAGGGGAACGGGAAGGGGAAGGAAGACGGGGCGCAGCAGCAGCAUCAGCAGCAGCAUCAGCAGCGGCAGUAUCCCCACCGCCCUCCCCCCCAGCACCACCCAGCAGGGGCGUCUCUCUAUAACGCCUCGCUCAAGUGGCGGGUGGAUCCCCUCGUGGGGGGCCUGGGGGGCUACUUUCGCGACAAGGGCAGCCACCACCUGGACCUCCUGGACUUCUGGUUCGGCCCGAUUGUGGCUGCCUCUGGUUGGUCCACCAAUCUUGCGGGCCUGUACCCAUCCCCUGAUACAAUCACAGCCCAUUUCCGGUUCUUCAACGGAAUCGUCGGCACGGGCAGCUGGAAUUUUGCAGCGGGCAAGUCCAGCCAGCAGGAGUACGGCGAGAUCACGGGCAGCUCGGGCAGAAUUAAGUUCCAGUUCUUCCUGUCGAAUAAGGUUGAGCUGUGGAAUGAUACCGGCCACCAUGAGUGGGAUGACCCAAGCCCAACACAUGUGCAACAGCCAUUGCUGGCUACAGUAGUGUCGGCUUUGAGAGGAGCAGGGGAAUGUCCGAGUGAGGGGGAGAGUGCAAUAAGAACGAGCUUUAUUCUGGAUAAGAUUGUGACUGGGGAAAAAUGGCCGUGAAAAGCGUGUAUGUGACUCAAUUAGGCCUACUGUUGUUGGAGUAGGUUAUGGAUAUAUUGGUUGAUUGGAGUGAGCGAAAAGACUACCUCAGCAACAGCAGAAGAACCGGUGGUGCACCAUUUGGUCCCCUCCAUGUUUGCACCCUGGAAUGCACUCGUGGUCUGCUCUGCUCACACCACCCCCAAUCAGCACUAAGAGCGUGUUCCUGGGACCGAUU